Molecule: messenger RNA, 1434 nt
Organism: Oncorhynchus keta (chum salmon)
Lineage: Eukaryota; Metazoa; Chordata; Actinopteri; Salmoniformes; Salmonidae
Gene: dnah9
Product: dynein, axonemal, heavy chain 9
Exons: 9
Coding region: 1-1434 (477 amino acids)
Source: RefSeq, a predicted model, not a curated record
AUGGUUGUGGACCUGCAUGCAUUUUAUGUUCUGCCACCCUCCUCCAUUGUAGGUCGGACGGAAGCACGGGAUAUUGUUCUUUAUCUGAAGCCACUGCAGAAGAUACUUGAUGAGAUUGAACAGUUGGAGUACUCACAGCUGCCAACCUACGUGGGAGCUGUGAUGCACACAGUGUGUCUAACCUGGGCUAACUCUGAGCACUACAGCCACCCUGCUAGGAUCAUUGUCAUCCUCCAAGAAAUCUGCAACCUCUUCAUUGAUAUGACAAGGAACUUCCUGGGUCCAGAGGAGGUGAUGAAGGGCCUUAUGGGGGAGAUCGACGAGAUUCUGGGAAACAUCAGGAUGAGCAUUGUCACCUUGGUGACCCUCAGAGAGACUUACAAUCAGUGCAAAGUCGACAUGGACAAAUACUUCAAAAAUGGAAACUCAAAGAACUGGGAUUUCCCUUCACACCUGGUGUUUACCAGGCUGGAUGCCUUCCUGCAGCGUCUACAGACCAUAGAGGAGGUGUAUGCGGUGUCAGUGGAGCUGCUAAAGCUGGAGAAGGUGGACAUCCAGGGGGUCCGAGGCAGCGCCCUGGGAAACAUGGUCUUCAGCAUCUACGAGGAGUUCCUUGAUCUCAUCAAAAUAUUUGCAGAGUGCAAAUACGACGCCAUCGACACAGGCAACAAGAGCUUUGAUGAGAACUUCAGGAAGUUCCAGGACCAGAUCUUGGACUUUGAGAGACGGUUAGGCACCAUCCUGUGCCAGGCUUUCGAUGACUGUGCCUCCACAGAGUCUGCUGUCAAGAUGUUGGACAUGUUUGGCUUCAUCCUGGAGCGCCCUCACAUCCAGAACCAGAUCUGUUCUAAGUACAAGGAGCUGGUGGAAAUGUUCAGCUCAGAGCUGGACCACACCAAGCUGGUGUACGACGCCCAGAUGGCAGCCGUGGAGACAUGUAAAGGUGUCCCGCCCAUUGCCAAAAACAUGCCCCACGUUGCCGGGCAACUCAAUUGGGCCAGGGAGGUACAAGACCGCAUCCAGAUCCCCAUGAAGAACUUCAAGGCUAUCCACCACCCGUGUAUGGACACGGAUGAGGCCAGGCUGGUGUUCCAGAAGUAUGAAGAGAUGAUGGGGCUGCUGCACCAGUACUGUGUGAGCGUGUACACAGAGUGGACAUCCCGGGUCGGCACUGACUGCCAGUUCAACCUGGAGCAGCCUCUGCUUCUACGCAACACCAAGAACAACGUCCUCAGUGUCAACUUCAACAAGCAGCUGGUGGCCGUUCUGAGGGAGGUGAAGUAUCUGACCAUCCAGGGCCAGCAGGAUGUGCCUCCCAGCGCUGCUGAAGUCUUUUCCCAGAGUGAGACCUUCAGGAAAUACGUGGGCAACCUGGACCUCAUCGUCUCCUGGUACAACCAGGUACAGGACAGGACACUGGAAGGGAGGGCAUAG